UCAGGAUGGGUCUAAAACGGGUGUUAGUAACAUGGUCGAUCGCAAUUGUGUUAGUGGCAGUUUACAUGAAAGGGAAGGUUUUAUUCGAAGUACCGCCCCUGCCUCAGCUUGAGGAAACCUGGUGGGGUCCUAGAGACCCCUCGAAGGGAGACACCGAAAUCAGGCCCUUCAAAAUCAACGUUUCGGAUGAGGCACUCAAAGAUCUGCAGCGAAGAUUAGCAAACGCCUUACCUUUCCAAGAACCCUUAGAAGAUGUGAAGCAGCACUACGGUAUGAACGCCAAUCUCCUGAAGAACAUCGUCGACUUCUGGCGAACGAAGUACGACUGGAGGGAGAGGGAGAAGUUCCUCAACCAGUACCCCCAGUUCACGGUGAGCGUACAGGGGUUGAGGAUCCACUAUUUGCACGUCAAACCGAAAGAAACCAAGGGAGUGAAGGUUUUGCCCUUAUUGCUGCUCCAUGAUUGGCCAGGUUCGAUCAGGGAGUUCUACGAGAUGAUUCCUCUGCUCACCACCCCUCAGAAGGGAAGGGACUUCGUUUUUGAGGUUAUAGCACCCUCUAUGCCAGUUAAGUUUCCCUCUUUAUAGUUUAGUGCAUAAGUAUUGAAAGAUUUAAGACAAAAUUUUGAUUUUCCAACUAAUUUUAUGUCGUCUUUGCUACAUAGGCUACUAUUGUAUUGUUUGUUUUUUGCCAGCAUUUUCAACAACAUUCCGGUGGAAGUCCCAAGUGCGUGCGCCAGAUUUUCCAACGAAUUAAUAGUCCAUCCUGACUGCAUCCUGAGAGACAAAUUCAUGAACCUCGUCCAGAUUUCUGACCUCGAAGGAGGUCACUUUGCCGCAUUCGAAGCGCCCGAAGCUCUAGCUGGCGACGUUUACGCUUUCGUGGAAAAAGUAGAAGCGCUGAGGAAGAUCGACAAGUGAUUUAUUUUAGUCUUCUGUUGUUUUUUUGUAAAAAAAAAUAUGUUUCCAAUAAAGAUUUGUUAAGAAAA
Anoplophora glabripennis (Asian longhorned beetle) is the source of this 988-nucleotide messenger RNA. Its product is annotated as juvenile hormone epoxide hydrolase 1-like. Bases 6 to 587 code for a protein of 193 amino acids. The transcript has 2 exons. Lineage: Eukaryota; Metazoa; Arthropoda; Insecta; Coleoptera; Cerambycidae. Gene Ontology annotation, molecular function: epoxide hydrolase activity. The record is from RefSeq and is a predicted model, not a curated record. Gene Ontology annotation, biological process: epoxide metabolic process.